AUGUCUCAAUUUAAUUCGAGUAUACCGACACAACAACUUCCAACAGACGAAAGUGGUUAUAUUGACGAGACUUUAACAAAUAUUUUCAUAAACCACAAUCAUAACAAUAACAACGGUAAUGGUAUUAAUAGAUCAUCACAACAAGACAUUAAUAUAGAAGAAGGUAUUAUUGAUGAUGAGAAUGAUGAUGGCAGCGAUAUUAUUGAAUUCGAGGAAGACUGGGAGGAAUUUGUUGAACAAUUACAACAAAUGUUGUUGCAUGGUCAAGAUUUAUAG
Messenger RNA from Entrophospora sp. SA101, 276 nucleotides. The record is from the annotation of a GenBank genome assembly. Lineage: Eukaryota; Fungi; Glomeromycota; Glomeromycetes; Entrophosporales; Entrophosporaceae.